AUGCAUCUAUUGACUCCAAAACCUCAACUCAAUUUUCUCCUAUGGUCAAUCAAACGGUAUUCUACUGCACUCUAUCUGUCUCAUCUGCACACCCAACCCGUCUAUCCCUCCACAAAUGAUGCCGUUGAGCAAGUCUUCCGCAUAAUUACCACCUCAUCCACACCACAAUCCCUUAGAAACUCCCUUAAAACCUCCCAAAUCCCGCUCUCAAACGACUUAGCUGAUAAAGCCCUAAAAAGGGUCCGUUUUUCCCACUCCAACCCACAACAAGCAUUGGAAUUUUUCAAAUUUGUUUCUAGAAAAAAAGGCUUUUUUCACACUCCAUACUCUUUGGACACAAUGCUAUACAUUCUUGGUAGAAGCCGUAAAUUCAAUGAAAUAUGGGACCUUUUGUUGGAAACUAAGAGGAAGGACCAGUCUUUAAUAACACCGAGGACCGUUCAAGUUGUUUUGGGUAGAAUAGCUAAAGUUUGUUCGGUCAGGCAGACGGUUGAGUCGUUUAAAUGGUUUAGAAAGCUCAUUUUUAAGUUUGAUGCUAGUUGUUAUAAUGCAUUGCUAAGGACAUUGUGCCAAGAAAAGAGCAUGAGUGAUGCUAGGAAUGUGUAUCACAGUUUGAAGCAUGAGUUUAGGCCUGAUUUACAGACUUUUAAUAUCCUGUUGUCAGGAUGGAAGUCGCCUGAGGAAGCUGAAGCAUUUUUUGCGGAAAUGAAGGACAUGGGGGUUGAGCCGGAUAUUGUGUCCUAUAAUUGCUUAGUAGAUGUGUAUUGUAAGGGAAGACAGAUUGAGAAUGCUGUUAAGGUAAUGAACAAAAUGAGGGAGGAAGGGAUUGAUUUAGAUGUGAUAACAUAUACUAGUUUGAUUGGGGGGCUGGGAUUGGUGGGUCAACCGGAUAAGGCAGCAGAGGUUUUAAAGGAGAUGAAGGAAUAUGGGUGCUAUCCGGAUGUCCCAGCAUAUAAUGCUGUUAUUCGAAACUUUUGCAUUGCUAAGAGGUUAGGAGAUGCAUAUAAAUUGAUGGAUGAAAUGGUGGGAAAGGGAUUGAGUCCGACUGCUACAACUUAUAACGUGUUCUUUAGGUCUUUUUAUUGGGCAAAUGAUAUGAGGAGCUCCUGGAGCUUAUAUAUGAGGAUGAGGGAGACAGGGUGCUUGCCUAAUACACAAUCAUGCAUGUUUUUGAUUCGUUUGAUGAGGAGGCAGGAGAAGGUGGAGAUGGCGCUCGAGUUAUGGAAUGAUAUGGUGGAUAAGGGUUUUGGGUCGUACAUUUUGGUUUCUGACAUUUUACUCGAUUUGCUCUGUGAUUUGGGAAAGUUGGAGGAGGCUGAGAGGUGCUUCUUGCAGAUGGUGGACAAGGGCCAGAAGCCCAGUAAUGUUUCCUUCAAGAGGAUCAAGGUGCUUAUGGAAUUGGCUAACAGGCAUGAGGACCUUCAGAUUUUGUUCGAGAAGAUGUCUGCUUUUGGUUCAUCAAUCCAGCUAAGAAGAAGUGAAGUGGAUGAAUUAGAAAGGCCUAUUUCAGAUUUUAUUUCCAGCUAA
Messenger RNA from Fraxinus pennsylvanica, 1527 nucleotides. The record is from the annotation of a GenBank genome assembly. Lineage: Eukaryota; Viridiplantae; Streptophyta; Magnoliopsida; Lamiales; Oleaceae.